AUAGCAGGAAUCAAAAUGCAGACCAUUCAGACAAUUGAGAUGCAGUUACCUGUUCUCCGAGAGAGUUUCCACUCCUCACCCUUCAGAGAGAGAGCAAAAGAGCGCAGGAAGAGCAGCCUGUCAAAUCUCAUCAGAAGACAACAGCAACAGUUAUUACGUGAGCAACAGCAGUCAAUAUUACAUCAGAAACAACAGCCAUCCUCACCCUUACAAGGCCACGCUGCACAUGCUCAGUUGGUCCGCUCCUCUAGCAGCCCAUUAUGUGACCUGGCGGAGCAAAUAGGCGAGCUAGAGAAAGUGAGAGGGAUUGGUAGGCAGGGGGAGCUGUCUCACAGACAGUCCUCAGAUACAUCGUCACAGCCAGCAUCAUCACAACAGCUGCUGCCGGCGGUGAAGAGAGAGAGAGAGGGAUUACUGAGGGAGGGGGAGAAAGUGCAAGGGAGCACUGAGAGGGAGAGAGAGGAGAAGAGAGAACGAGAAAGUCAAUCUGAGCGCACACGUUCCCAGCAUGGCCUGAUCGCUAAAGGUGUUCGCCUUCUGAGGAUCAUGGGAAACCAGGAGGCUAAGCAGAAGAAGCCCACUGUCACGACUGGAGCAGAAGGCGAUGGGAAUGGAGCAGGCACUGAGGACCAUGUCAGGAAGAUUAAGAAAAGUAAAUUAUCAAGUGAAUCAGGCAAGAAGAAAUCCAAAUCGGAGGGUUCCAAAGGUUCUGUGUUUUCCAACAUCCGCAUCCGAAAGGGCCUCUCCCGGAAAGUGUUGUCCAAAGAGGAUGUACUGGAUGGUGGGAUUAGGAUUAAGCCUGCUGAUGCCAAUGGCAACAGUAAUGGUGGAAUAUCUGGUGAUGAGUGUUGUACGCCUGACUCUAAGCAACUCACGGCUGAAAGUAGGCAGUCGACCCUGGACACCACAGAAGAUGAUGUUGAGAGAGAGACUGAGGGGUCGGGGUCAGAUACAGACCUUUGCAGCUAUCAUUCAGCUGCCGAGGCUCAAGAUCUGCUGUCGGAUAUCCAGAGAACUAUCAGACAGAUGGAGGGAGUUGGUGAGGGCCAAAACUGUCACUCUGUGGAUAAGGAAAGACAAGUUGGGUUCGAAGGCCAUGUUGAAGUCACUCAAGGUCCUACAAGAGGAAGUCUUGCUUGUGUGGGUGAACCGCAAAAGUUAGAAGGUGCAUCUGACAGCAAAGAUCCCAAUCUGAUAUGUACUGGGGAUACAGCAGGAAAGGUGAUCACAUCAAAAUUAAAGGUAGAAUCAGAUAGGAAAGUUGCUGAUAUUCCAAAUAAAGCUGAACAUUUGAUCAGUUUAUCUAGUGACUACAGUAUUCAGCAUGCUGUACCAGAGACAAAUAGUAUUCAGGAUGCAAGAGGUUUUACUCAUUCAACAAGUAACUACAGUUUUCAGGACAAUACAGGAACAUCCACUUCCUACGAGAGUGCUGAAGAGAUCUUGGAGAGUUCAUCUUUAUCAUCUCCUCUUGAAGAGUGUCAUUAUGAUAGCAAUAGUCUGACUCAGAGCCUUGAAGUUGGUCUGAAUUCGAGCAAUCCCAUGUCCAAAAUCAACCGUCUCAUUUUUGUUCCACAGAAGAGCAUUAGUAGUGUAGAGCUGAACGUAGAUGGUGAUGGUCCGGUAGAGGAGGUAGACAGAGGAUUUUCCACCCAACCGAGAAGGAAAAGCAGUACUGCGUCUAUGACACAAUGGUCAUCUGAGAACUUUUUAGGCUCUGGGUCACGACCCCGUAGAACCUCCAGUGCAAACCUCGGGGUUAAACCUUAUCCCACAAUACAGACUUCUUAUGUUAAAACAACCACCAGACAGCUCACCUCACCCAUAAUAUCCCCAUUCACCACACCUUCCCCAAGCCCUAUGUGUCCUCGCAAGGUCGGCUUAGAGUUUGGAACUGGUCAAGGGUCGUACCGAGCCGGGAGCUGGAGAACACGAAGACAGCGAUCCUGUAGCAUUGCAGGUCCAGUGGGAUGCCAUGAGGAAUGGUGUGAAGUCAUACAUGAUCAGUCUGAACUUAUUGAGAGUGGCUUCCAGACUGAUAGAUCCAGACAAACAACAUCCACUUUUCCAGAUGUGUUUUCAGGUAGCUCUCUGUUAGAGAGGUGUUUUGUACAGUGGGGUUCUUCUAAAGAUGACGGUGCUAUGCAGGACAUCGAGAGAUUCUGUUCUCGUAUUCUGGAUCUGGGGAUUUUACAGCCCUUCAGUGACUGCAUUAGGGAGCCAUCCACAGGAAGUGACGUCACAGAUAAGCCCACUUUCAAUAAGGAUCAAUUGUACACCUGGGCUCCAAUGGGUCAGCAUGACAUCAGAACACCUGGGCGGUUGCAAAGAAUGUGGCCUCCGACCCUUACUGCUGCACAGGAUGGAUCCAUGGGGCAAUCUGGAAGUGUUCUGGAAGGGUCUUCCGUUUCCAUUCAGGAGCUAGAGCAAACAAUUGAAGAGUUACUUGAGAAAAUAUCAGAAAUAGAAAAAGACAAUCAUGUUGUGGAUGGAAAACUUGCAAGGAAUGUUCGGGAAGUGGCUGGUUUUAAUCAAACUAUCAAACAGACUAAAGUAAACGGACAACAUAUUCUGCAUCAUGUGAAAGCCAUUCAGACCUCGCCUGUCGAGGAAGCCUUCAAAUUUCCAGUGCCUUUAUCAAACCAAUCACAGACUCCCAAAUUUAGUGACAGUGCCACUUCACCAAUGGGACUACCCUAUACCUGUAGCUGCCAAAGAACCACUUCUUCUCAACCAUUAUCAACACCACCACCCCCUCAACUUCCUCCUCCGCCACCACUCCCAGGUAUGACUCCAUCAAAACCCACAGGUAUAAUCCCACCUCCACCUCCUCUUCCAGGUUUUGUUCCACCACCUCCAUUUGUGGGCAAAGCUCCACCCCCUCCUCCACUCCCAGGCAUGGCCCCACCUCCUCCACCUCCACUUCCAGGUAUGGCCCCACCUCCUCCACCUCCACUGCCAGGCAUGACCCUACCCCCUCCUCCCCCUCCUCCUGGCUGUGGACCUCCACCGCCCCCUCUUCCACCUGGAAUUGGACCUCCACCACCCUUCAUGGGUUUGGGGCUUCCAGGCAUGGCUCAGGAGUCUGUCCCCCUGAAGGCUGUCGUUGAGCCUCCACGACCUAUGAAACCACUCUACUGGACCCGGAUUCAGCUACAUGCCAAAAAGGAUGCCAAAAGUGCUUUGGUGUGGGAGAAUGUUCAAGAGCCAUCGGUAGACUUUGACGAAUUUGUGGAACUGUUUGCCAAAAGUGCAGUCAAGGAAAAGAAGAAACCUAUCUCAGAUACAAUAACCAAAUCGAAGGCCAAACAGGUAGUCAAGCUGCUGAGUAACAAACGUUCUCAGGCGGUGGGGAUUCUGAUGUCCAGUCUUCAUUUAGAUAUGAAAGACAUCCAGAAUGCCAUCUUGAACAUGGACUGCACAGUGGUGGAUCUGGAGACACUCCAGGCUCUGUAUGAAAACAGAGCUCAGAAAGAAGAGAUGGACCAAAUCGAGAAACAUGUCAAGUCUUCAAAAGACAAAGAAAAACCAAAACCACUGGACAAGCCUGAACAGUUUCUGCUGCAGUUGUCAGAGGUUCCUCAGUUCUCAGAGCGGGUUUUUUGUAUUCUCUUCCAGUCCACCUUCACAGAGUGUGUUACAUCAGUUCAGCGCAAGCUAGAAACACUUGGGAAAGUCUGUAUGGCUCUACAAUCAGGUCAAGCUGUCCUGCAGGUUCUAGGUUUGGUUCUAGCUUUCGGGAACAUCAUGAAUGGAGGCAACCGGAGCAGAGGACAGGCAGACGGGUUUUCCCUUGACAUCUUGCCCAAGUUAAAAGACGUCAAGAGCAGUGAUAAUUCUCAGAGCCUCCUGUCCUACAUAGUUGCUUACUAUCUGCGACACUUUGAUGAGGAUGCAGGUAAAGAAACGUGCAUGUAUCCACUUCCCGAACCUCAGGAUCUAUUUCAGGCAUCGCAGAUGAAGUUUGAAGAUUUUCAACGUGACCUUCGCAAGCUACGGAAAGACCUUAAUGCCUGUUCAGCAGAAAGAGAAAAGGUGUGUAAUAUCUCAUCUGAUGAGCACCUGCAGCCCUUCAAGGACAAAAUGGAAGAUUUUCUAACUAAAGCCAAAACUGAGCUGGAGCUCCAGGAAAAACAGCUCACUGACACGCAGAGGAUUUUUCUGGAGCUGAGCGUGUUUUUCUCGGUCAAGCCUAAGGCAGGAGAGAAAGAGGUUUCACCGAACACAUUCUUCACAGUGUGGCACGAGUUUUCAUCAGAUUUCAAGGAGCUGUGGAAGAGAGAGAAUAAAAACCUCCUGCAGGAGCGGUUGAAAGCUGCAGAAGAGACUUUCAGACAAGCACGAGAGAAGGCUACCUACAAUGUUAAACCUAAACAUGCAUCAGGAAUCAAAGCGAAGCUGGGACAGAAGAUGUGAAAUUCUGCUAUACCGAAUCCCUCAUGACUUGUUUAUGUGUCUGUUUGUUCUUUCUUUUUUCAUAAUAAGUUACUUCAGCGUAAACUUAAUAGCCAUGAUAUUAAAUGUUUAAUGUUAUUGUAUGAUCUGAAUACAUUUGUCAUUUCUGUAUUUUUAAUAAUGACAAUCCAAGCUUGAAGUGCCCAUAAAGUUCAGAAACUUUACCUGUUUGGUAACACUUUAUUUGAAGAGGCAUUCAUAAGACUGAUGUGACACCUUUAUAGUUAUCACAUGAUAUAUAACACAAAUAUGGCUUUAUUCAAGCUGAUGAAAACUGUAAUUGUCAGUAGUUAAGUUAGGUCUUUUUAAAUGCAAAGAUGACAUUGUUUAUUGUCUUUAUGACAAACUAACAUUACCAAGACAAUAUCCGUAACUCGUCAAAAAUCUGUCAUAAACAUGAUUGCCAUGUGGUCCUUAUAAUCAUUCAUUCAUUUUCUUUUUGGCUUAGUGCCUUUAUUAAUCAGGGGUCGCCACAACAGAAUGAUCCACCAACUUAUGCAGCAGAUGUUUUACGCAGCGGAUGCCCUUCCAGGUUCAACCAUUACUGGGAAACAACCAUACACCCUUGCAUUUACACACAUACACUAUGGACAAUUUAGCUUAUUCAAUUCAUCUAUAGUGCAUGCCUUUGGACUGUGGAUGAAACCGGAGCACUUGGAGGAAACCCACGCGAACACGGGGAGAACAUGCAAACUCCACACAGAAAUGCCAACUGACCCAGCUGGGGCUCGAACCAGCGACCUUCUUGCUGUGAGGCGACAGUGUUAACCACUGGGCCACCGUGUCGCCUGUCCUUAUAAUCUGUCAUGCAUAUUUUCUGAUCACUUUUUCAGUGGAACAAUCUGAAAAUUGUCAUUAAAAUUGUGAAUACUCUGUCAAAUCAAUUAAAUAAGUAAAUAAGUAACAGCAUACUGUAGUUGAGGCCAAGACAAAUAUGAAUGGUACUGUUAUACAAUGCAUGACGCAAUUAUAAUGGCCUCAUGACACACACAAAUAGAUCACAACCUGUCUUUGUGAAUGUCAAGUUGUCAUAACAAAGAAAUCUCAUACAAUGCCUACUUUGCAUUCAAAAAAACCUAACUUAGCUAAUGACACGUUAAGACAAUUGUCAUAUCAUGAAUAUAAAGUUUUAUUCAUGUCUGUGUCAAAUUCAUGAAUAAAAAAGUCGUAUGAACCCCUUCAAGUAAAGCAUUAAACCUUUAUUUAGGUCAUACGCUACAUUGCUGCAACAUCUAUUUUAUCCUCUGACAAAAAAAACAUACUCUGAUUGGUUAACUACUUGCAGCCAUGUCGGAAAUAAAAACAAGCCUCUACCAUUACUGAAAAAAGUAAUGCCCCUUACCAUAUACUGCAUAUUUCUAUCAAAAAACAUGUGUGUAUGCCUAUCAAGUGGGUAUGAAACAAGUCUAAAUAGUUUUUUGACCCUAAUAUAACUUGACAGUAUUGUGAAACAUAAAGAUGUAUACAUACAUCUUUUUUGCCUUUGUUAUGACAGGAAAAGUAUAUUGACAGGAAGGGAAAAUGGAGAGAGAGGGGUGAUCAGGAGAUUUGCGUGUAGGGACUCAAACUCUGCACCCCCAGCAUGCAGUUGUCCUCUAUGUGAGCGCAGUGUAGGCUGUCAGGUCUUAAAAUGACCUGAUCCUGAAAUAUGUUGUAUGGUUAGCACUGUCGCCUCAUAGCAAGAAGGUUGCUGGUUUGAGUCUUGGCAUUUCAUUGUGGAGUUUGCAUGUUGUCCC
Molecule: messenger RNA, 6191 nt
Organism: Danio aesculapii
Lineage: Eukaryota; Metazoa; Chordata; Actinopteri; Cypriniformes; Danionidae
Gene: fmn2a
Product: formin 2a
Exons: 17
Coding region: 16-4416 (1466 amino acids)
Biological process (GO): actin nucleation; intracellular transport
Cellular component (GO): cytoplasm; actin filament; endoplasmic reticulum membrane
Molecular function (GO): microtubule binding
Source: RefSeq, a predicted model, not a curated record